AAAAGGGUAGAUUUGUCAUUUCACCUAUUUUUUUCAAAAUUUUAAAGUAAAGAAAAAAACAAUAUUUGAAAGGUAAAUUAUGUUGGUUUUAAGGGGUGUGAGUUGAGCAAAGAUUUAGGAGAUUGGAAAAUCAGAAAAAUUAGGGUUUGAUGAGUGGAAGAAAUGGCGGGAAGAUCGGAGAAGACGAUGACCGAAUCAGAAGGAAGCAAAAAUGGCGGAAGGAAGAAGAAGCGUUGGUCCCAAAAAAAUAAAAAAAAAAUGGAGGAAGAGCAGAGGCCAAGAGGCAGAGACCCUAAUUUGUUGAUAUAGUUUUGUUUUGAAACCGACUAAAACCAAAAUGACCACCUCAUAUUGCUUCUCCUUCUCGCUUUUGAUUCUGCCUUUCCUUCACAUCCACACCCUGAUCUCUCUCUUUUUGUUGUUUUCUCUCCAUCGCCGGCGGCUACUGUGCAUGGUAGCAUCGCCGGAGGACGGCAGCCAUGGGAGGAGGGCGGAUUACAACUAAUACGACUACGGCGUCCAACACCACACCUAAAAAGGUCAUGGUAGUCGUCGACCCCACUCGAGAGUCCGCUGCCGCGCUCCAGUAUUCGCUUUCGCAUGCUGUCAUUGAUUGCGAUGAGGUCAUUCUUCUCCAUGUCGACAAUCCUAAUUCUUGGAAAAACGCUAUUACUACGUUCCUUAAGAGGCCUAAUGGUGGACCCGCCAAUACUGCCACUCCCACUGACAACGCCGCCUCCGACGCCGGAGGAGGAGGACCGAUGGAUGUCGAUUUUCUUAAGGAGAUGAAGAAGGUAUGCAAGGUUGCUCGUCCGGAACUGAAUGUGCGGACGGCGAGGGUUGAAUUGGAAGGCAAAGAUAAAGCUGCCAUGAUCAUGGCUCAAACUAAGGCCCUCGAUAUUGAUCUGCUAGUCAUAGGGCAGAGGCGAAGUCUCUCCACAGCGAUCUUAGGAUAUAAACGGGCAGGAGUGGCAAAAAUGUUGGACACAGCUGAGUAUUUGAUAGAGAACAGCAAUUGCACUUGUGUUGCUGUGCAAAAGAAGGGUCAAAAUGCAGGCUAUCUUUUGAACACCAAAACCCACAGAAACUUCUGGCUCUUGGCUUGAUAAUGUCACAUAUUUCUAUCAGACUCUCUUCUCCAUUUGUGUCUCUUAAACCCUUUGUGUCUCUCUAUUUGGGUCACUUUCUUCCCCCCCCCCCCCCCCCCCCCCCCCCC
Molecule: messenger RNA, 1216 nt
Organism: Cucurbita pepo subsp. pepo (vegetable marrow)
Lineage: Eukaryota; Viridiplantae; Streptophyta; Magnoliopsida; Cucurbitales; Cucurbitaceae
Source: RefSeq, a predicted model, not a curated record